AUGGUCUCCUUCUAUUUUCUGGCAACCUGCCUCGCAGGCCUUGUGUCUGUGCAAGGACAGUCCACUUCUUCCUUCAAUCCUGCCCGUCCGCCGGCCAUUCCCCUAGCCGUCAAGUCCCCCUACCUUAACGCCUGGCUUAAUGCCGGCAGUGACGGCGGCAAUGGAGGCUAUCUUGCCGGUCAAUGGCCGGUACACUGGAGCAACCAGAUUACCGGUUGGGGCGGUAUGAUUAGGGUUGACGGCACCGCUUACAAGUGGAUGGGUGACCCUCUCGGCGCGAAUGGCCCUGCCGUCGUUGAUCAGAACUCCUACGAGUACACCUCUACCAGGAGUAUCUUCAACAUGAACGUCGGCGGCAAGGUUGCCAUGAACAUCACCUUCCUCUCUCCCAUCACCCCGGAUGAUUUCCAGCGCCAGUCUUUGGUCUUCGCCUACCUUAACGUUGAGGUCUCGUCAAUUGACGGCUCUGAGCACGAUGUGCAGCUCUACUCCGAUAUCUCCGCCGAAUGGGUCACGGGUGACCGUAGCCAGGUUGCUCAGUGGGAGUACGAUACCUCUGGUGAUCUGGCGUACCACAAGGUGUACAGGCAGACUCAGCAGGCCUUCUCUGAGAAUGCUGACCAAGCUGAAUGGGGCAACUGGUACUACGCCACUGAUGCUGUCGACGGCCUUACUUUCCAGUCUGGCUCCGAUGACGAUGUUCGUUCGCAGUUCGUAAGCAACGGCAAGCUGUCGAAUACCAAGGACACCAACUUCCGUGCUGUGAACAACGACUGGCCUGUGAUGGGUUUCGCCGUUGACCUCGGCUCCGUCAACACCAACGCCGUCAACACGCUGUUCACCAUUGGUCUUUGCCAGCAAGACGCUAUUCAAUUCGCUGGCUCCGAUGGCUACCUUCCCCGUCAAUCUCUUUGGCUAGACUACUUCAGUGAUGAUGUCGCUGCUCUCAGUUUCUUCCACAAGGACUACAGCACUUCCUCUGACAAGUCUACCGAGCUGGACAACAAGAUUUCCAGCGACGCCAUUGGUGCCGCCGGUCAGGACUACCUCACCAUCACCUCGCUGUCUGUUCGCCAGGUGUUUGCGUCUAUCCAGCUCGUCGGUACUAAGGACAAGCACUGGGCGUUCCUCAAGGAGAUCUCUUCCAACGGUAACAUGAACACCGUGGAUGUCAUCUUCCCCGCCCACCCGCUGUUCCUCUACACCAACCCCGAGCUGUUGAAGCUGGUCAUGGCGCCCCUGUUUGAGAACCAGGAAUCCGGCCAGUACCCCAAUGACUACGCGAUCCACGACCUCGGCGCGCACUACCCGAACGCUACUGGUCAUCCGGACGGCAACGAUGAGCCCAUGCCUCUCGAGGAGUGCGGCAACAUGCUCAUCAUGGUCCUUGCAUACUACCAGCGCACUCAGGAUCUCGACUACCUGAACACGCACUACGACAUCCUUCGUCAGUGGACCACUUUCCUGGUUGAUGAGGCCCUGUACCCCAACAACCAGCUCUCAACCGACGACUUUGCCGGCACGCUUGCCAACCAGACGAACCUGGCACUCAAGGGCAUCAUCGGCAUCGAGGCCAUGUCCAAGAUCGCCGACUUGACCGGCCACUCCGACGAGUCUUCCACGGACCACGACACUGCGACCAGCUACAUCGACCAGUGGCAGAAGCUCGCCGUCGUGCCCCAGGACGGCAACACGCCCGCGCACACCAACCUUGCAUACAACGAUGCGGGUUCGCACGGCCUGCUGUACAACCUGUACGCCGACAGCGAGCUCAGCUUGAACCUGGUGCCGCAAGUGAUCUACGACCAGCAGAGCGCCUUCUACCCGACGGUCGAGCGCACCUACGGCGUGCCGCUUGACACGCGUAACAGCUACACCAAGACCGACUGGGAGAUGUUCGUCGCCGCCAUCGCCUCGCAGGAGACGCGCGACAUGUUCCACUCCGACAUUGCCAAGUGGAUCAACGAGUCGCCUACCAACCGCGCCCUGACCGAUCUCUACGAGACGGAGACCGGAAACUACCCGAGCGGCAUCACCUUCGUCGCACGUCCGGUCAUGGGCGGCACGUUCGCGCUGCUGCUGCUCAACAACAAAUGA
Molecule: messenger RNA, 2097 nt
Organism: Lasiodiplodia theobromae
Lineage: Eukaryota; Fungi; Ascomycota; Dothideomycetes; Botryosphaeriales; Botryosphaeriaceae
Product: Glutaminase
Exons: 6
Coding region: 1-2097 (698 amino acids)
Biological process (GO): carbohydrate metabolic process
Source: RefSeq, a predicted model, not a curated record